AUCCCUGGGAGACAGCCACACACUGACCAUCACCUCCACCGAGCCCUCCGACCAGGGUGAGUUGGUCUGUCACGUGCACAACACGCGCGGCUCAGCCUCCCACACCUGUACCCUGCACGUGCACCCCAGAGGGCGCCCUCUACCGGUGGGGACCCCCGCCCUACCGCACGGACGCUGGACUCACGGAGUGGAGGAUGACGACAGCUCAGACAGAAGCACCGUGCCGGGUCAAAGUGCACCAUCCACCCACCAGCCGCCCGUACCGGGGAUAUCUCUGAACACCGCCAAGUCACGCACUCCUUCCGGCCGUAUCUCUUUCUUGAAGCCAAUGACGCCUGCCCAGGAGUCACAGGUCUCGGGACUAGGAGAGGCGGCUCCUGAGGUGAGGAUGGUCGUCAAAGUUCCUGGUCUGGGCUGGCAGGAGAAGAGAGGAGGAGGAGGAGGAGGAGGUGCCGGUGUGAGGCAACAGGAGCAGGGGAGUUCAGGGGCGGGGGAGAGCGGUGUGACAGACUUCAGGAGUGUGCUCAAACCCAGACCCGCCGCACCCCUCGUGAGAACAGCCUUGAGACCCGACACCAGCGCCGUGAUGGACUUCCGGGAAGUUCUGUCCAGGAGUAAAAAGAAAGAGGCCGACCAGGUCUGUGGUGGCGGGAGAGAUGACCUGGCCGGUGAGGGGGAGAGUAACGUAAGAGGUUUACAAGAGGGCGCUGGUUUGGUUGGGUCAGAGCUGAGGCGUUUGCAGGUGGCGAGGAACUCUCGGAACGUGAUGUCACGUGGUGUGGAUGUACCAGGGAGCGGGGGUGUGGGGGUGAGGUUGUCCCCCUCUAGGCACACGGGCGGCAGCCAGACACACAGGGAGCUGACCUAUCAGCGCAGCCCGGCAGGCGUCAACCCGUUCGGUCUCAAGUCCGUGAACCGCUCUCUGGGCGCGCUGAGAACGUCUGGCGGGGGGCCGGGGGAUGGGGAGGUUCAGGAGGCGCCUCUCUCGGCCAGGGAGAGCCGCUGGAGAGAGCGGAAGUACUCUCCCUCUUCCUCACGGGAUUUUGAGCCUGAGGAUGUCUCGACGUCGACGAAAGCCACGCCCAUCUCAUCGGACGCCACGCCCUCCUCUUGGAAAGCCACGCCCAUCUCAUUGGACGCCACACCCUCCUCUUGGAAAGCCACGCCCAUUUCAUCGGACGCCACGCCCUCCUCUUGGAAAGCCGCCCCUAUCUCAUCAGUGUCAACGAAAGCUUCGCCUUUUUCAUCAGAAGCCACACCCACGUCGUCGAAAGCCACGCCCACCCCACUGGACUCCACAGCCACGACAUCAGAACCCAGACACUCCCCCACUCCCGGGGCUGUCUCCACCUCCUCACACCCGGCAAGACAAGACAACGCCCCCUCCUCCUCCUUCAAAGACCGUUGGUUGUUUGGCAGCGGCUCCGGACAGCGAGUCUCUCCCGCCCCACUCACGUCUCUCGCAGAUUCUCGCCAGCGUCAGAGCUCACGCGAGAGACGACCUGGCUCAAACGACAGACUGAACGGUGACGUCACAGAAUCUCAAGGACGCUACAGUUCUCAUCUGGCCAGGUAUGAGUCAAGAUUCUCAAAACCCGAUAAAGGCGGUGGUUCUGAUAUAACGUUAUCAGCCCGGGAGAAUUCGCCAGGAACUGACUCUAGAUCUAAUGGCAUCCGCUCAUCUUUAUCGAAACUUACUACGCAAAAUGUUGACCCAAGUGUACUUACAUUCGCCGCAAAAACUGAAACUUCCAUGGAAAAUCUGCACUCGGGUCGGUUGAGAGAAAAUGUGAAGGGAACAUCCUCUAGUGUCCUUGUGGGGCAAAGAGAAGACGAGAUAGCCAAGAAAGCCUCGAAACAAGCGGAGAACCAUGACUUACAAUUGUCUGCUUUUUCUCUGGGCUCGGGGAACGCUUUAGAGAGUCCGGCAGCAUCGAGAGGUCAAAAUGAAACUACAGCGAUUGGCUCAUCUUUGGCAACCGUCUCUAUACUUCCCCCUUCAUUAUCAUCAUCAUCGUCGUCAUCAUCAUCAUCGUCAACAGCAUUAAGACCCAACGCCGAGUCAGCUGUUCCAGUUUCGGCCUCAGUGUCAUCCUCAGCCACAGCCGUGACGUCACCCCGCCAGGUGUCCCCGACAGCGGUGACGUCACACGCCGGCACAUUCCCGACCAAACAACCUUCACCUUGCCCUGACGCUGGUGUCCUUGACCCCCGCCGACCCGCCUCGGACAGCCCGCUCCAGGCGGACACCAGCGAUGACGUGUUCACCUCACAGUCGGACCAGAGCUUCUCCUCCGCUACCGAGGAAGCCCCGCCCUCCGUGACGUCAUUCAGCGUGUCACGUGACAGUGGGCGGUCCUCCAGCGGCGGGCUCCUCGACGAUGCGUCAGCGCCAUCCUCGUCACGUGGUGUCUCCUUCAAGCCUGACAUCGAGAAACUCGAGUUUGAAGAUACCACGUGGACGUCCAUGCCACCCAACACCACGCGGGCUGGUCACGUGACGGACAGAGAGGGCACGCGGGCUGGUCACGUGACGAACAGAGAGGGCACGCGGAGCGCCGGGCCUUUCAGAACAGAAGCGCCGUGGUCGGCCCGGGACGCCAAGUCUACCUCGUCGUCGCCAUGGCAACCGUACUCCUCGGAAGCGCCAGAGGCUGUGGACGACUUCCGGAAGGUGAAGCUCCGCCCAUCACCCCGCCCAUCGCCACGCCCCGCGCCCGCCCCCGGGGACCUGAGGAGCAGCAAGUUCAUGUCUCGCUCCACAGAGAGCAUCUUUACAGACGUCAAGCUCAAGCCCGUGGCCCAGAGGGAGGGGUUCAAGUCCUCGGACAUCUCCAAGAACGCCGCCUCUGUCAAGUCAAAGUCCCGGAGUAGCGACCUGUCGCAGAUAAUGAACAAGUUCUCUGUCCACACGCCUGCCUCGUCUACUUCUGCUCGGUCUGACCAUGUCGGGAAACCUUCUCAGACCUCCCGGUACAAAGGACAGACAGACGUGGCUCCCGACUCAAGAAAUGGCGCAGCAUGGAAGUCUUCCACUUCAAGAAAUGAAUCUCCAUCCCCAGCUUCUCUGAGGAAAGUUUCCCCAAACAGCUGGUCGUCUCCGAAGCUCGAACCUGUCAGCAGUAAAAGUAUCUGGACGAAAUACGAGCACGUCGUUCGCUCCAAGUCUCCCACCCCGCCCCGGGAAAGCCGGAGCUCAUUUGUCGGUUCUGCCAUCAGCGGCAGGGGGAGGGAGUACCCCCCAGGGGCCAAACAUUCCUCGCCCAGGGACAUUGCAGCAAAGUUUGAGGCGACCUCGAAGACGACAGAGAGCCAGGUUGUCGACAAGCAGAGAUUUGGAAAUAACGGCAAAGUAGGAGGAGGAGGUGGAAUGACAUCACAAUUCCAGCUGCCCAAAUCUGUGGGAAAUGUGGACAGAGUUAGCGUCACGAACAAACCUCCCGUUCACAGGGGUUCAAUUCCUAGAGAUAGGAGCGAUCGUCCAAGUGACCAAAAAGACGACGUGUUGUCAGUUCGGGCUGGAUCAGGACCUCGGCGGAACCAGACACGAGACUCACCGGCCCGGAGGUCGGCGGAGAAUGUCAAGGACGUCGCGGGGGCUGACGGGAGGAGAGAGGUGGCCGGGUCAUCCGGGUUCAUAGACAAGCUGCGUCAGUGGAAGGCCGAGGACCUGUCGCCCGACCGCUCGGCCGCCAAGGCGAAGACUCUGAGAGAGAUUGGCAAGUCCCAGUCCAAUUCCUCCCUGCCCACGUCACCGUCUGAGGGCGGGGUCAGCGGGUCACGCCUGGACAACAUCCCGGACUGGGUCAAGCAGAAGGCUUACGCCAAACGGGGAUCUCUGCAGCUGGACAAGUCUUCGGACCUGGUGAUGAGUCAGCCCGAGCUGAGGGCGCUCACUCUGGGCGCCACAGGGGAGACAAUCCGACAGCUGAGGGCUCAGGCUGAUCACGUGAGGAGAGGUCAGGUGACGAGUGCCGGUCGGCUCAGCGGAAGUUGUGACGAUGUGCAGAGUCGUGAUGUGGACACAGAGACUGAUGACGUAGAAAGCAGAGUGGGGAAUUCAGCGAUGGGUGAGGAGGUGAGGAGGUCAAAAGACAAUGACAUAAUUAAUGGGACGCAAAGUUCAAAGGUGAAAGAGGAAACGGAAGACUUGAAUAGGUUUAAAAUAGACGACAGAACUGAUGAGUUUAAAGGUGGAAAGAUCAAUGAAGUUUUCACCACAGUUAAAGACAAAGAAACAGAUAGAAAUACAAACUUUUCAAACUCGGAAAAUGCAGCGACCCUCCCAUCAAAAGACCAGGCGAAGUCGCUAACACAAGUGAGCCACACUUCUCUGAGAAGAGGAGGAGGAGGAGGAGGCGGAGGAGGAGGAGGAGGAGGAGGACUCCGGAAUACCACCCCACCAGCCCCUCCCCAUGCAGCAGCCAACAGAACCUCCCCUGAAGCAGAAGCCAAACCCUCCUGGCUCAACCGGAAGCCCGUGACAGACAUCGAGGGGAGGAUCAAAGCCAACGCCUCGCCGCGGACUCAGAGGGAGACAACUCCGGAGUGGCUCAGGCUCAGACCGUCUCAGGACGUCAAGAUAGAUCGGCACACGGAGAAUGAGCGGAAGCGAUUUGAAGUCAACCCCAACACUUUUGAGAGACCGAAAGGCAGAAACAACAAUGAUGGUUCAGGUGAAGCCGCUCAAAGUUCACAAACCUUGCAGGCUUCAAGUUUAUCCUCAACCAGCCCUGGGAAUGUGGACAGAAAUAGGGAGACGGCUGCACUCGCAGCUGGUAAUGUGGAUAAAUCUAAGAUGACCUUCUCUGAACAAGAUUCUCUCAUCAAUGCGCGUUCACCUGCUCAGUUUGGCGGUACAUCUUCUGAACCAACGUCUCAGUCAGUGGAUAAUGUACCUGUAGUAAGAGGUACGGGUGGUAACAGUGGCGUCAGAGGUACUGGUGACAACAGUGACGUCAGGACAGAAAAACUCCCAGGACUGAGUGAUGAGUCAGUGUCGUCAUUACCGUCUAAGGAACCAGCGCUCCUGACUGAUGACGUCAAAAUCGUGUCUGACAGGAGUUCUCGCGUGGGUCGAGGUCAGAGGACCGACCAGCCUUCUGGGACAGUCCAGGAGCGAGUGUACAGGCCAGGUGGUGAUGAGGCAGCGGUAGGAUUGAAACCGACAGCAACGCCAAGCCAGUUUACAACAGAAGGCGUUGCUAACUCGUCGUCAUGGAAACGAUCGUCCACUGUUGACCCGAAGGAGAAAACAUCUCAGCAGGACGGGGAGCCGGCGACAAGCUCUGGUUUGACCCCAAUCAAAGAGCCAGUGACUCCCGCCCCCACCUCACCCACCACCGACAACGAGCUGUCUCCGAGGUAUGAACCCAUGUCCCGACCGCCCACGACCGUGCCUGACGACGCUGCUUCCACCGCUUCCACUGUGUCCACCACCUCGCUCUCUUCUACUACCUCAGACGUCUCUAGCACAACAACCGACUCGGGCUAUGGACGAGGUAUGACAGACACAGACGGGGAACCUUCCCGCCUCUCCGAUGACGUGUCACAUUCCACAGAGUCUGGCGUCAGACCCGGACGAACAGACACCCGUAAACCUAACCGUGAGGUCACUAACGGUCAAAACACGUCAUCUAUUGGCUCGAGAGUUUCCACGAAUCUGGCGGAGAAAAAAAGGGAACUUUUGCGAUCCAGGGUCUCUAAAUCGCCCGUAGACAAUGUAGGAAGGACUUCACGCGAAGUUGUCGCUCCUACCUCCACUCUCUCCUCAGAUUCUGGCUUCUCGGAGAAGACCGAGGGUGUAGCUGAAGUCAGGGAAGAUUCUCGGACACACAAGAUGAACGGGAGCCAGGCCGAGGGGUCAGAGGGAAAGCCUUCCCUGGUACCGGCGGUCAGUCCCGACAACGCCAGGAACGGUCAGUUGAGUGACGUCAGACCCAGGGGCUCGGCAGACGAUGUGGCCAGUAGGCUCAAGUCUCGCUUCUCGGCCUUGGACAGUUCCAGACGAGAGUUCAUCCAGGCUAACGAGUUUGGCGGGAAGCGGGCCCAGAGCCCUGCCAGACAGAUAAAGGAGGUGGGAGCAGAUGAUGGUGGUGAAUCCCAUAAGGUGAGGAAUUUGGAGAAAGUGGAAAGUGAUGCCACCAUGUCUGGGGUUGGGGAAGCCACGAGGAACAAGGACUCGCCUCUUGCGGGUGACAAAAUCACAGCUGGCCCGACCUCCUUAACCCACGACCUUCCAGGAGAGGCUGUGUGCUCGAAGGAUGAUGGUGAUAGAGAUUAUGAUGGCAUCGAUGAGGUCAACGAGAAGGUCACAGAUGACGUAGGUAGGUCAAAGGUUGAUCAGAACAGCGACAACCUUGACCCGGAGAGACAGAGAGGCCGGGCGGGAGAGUCAGAGAGAGGUCGGCCUUCAGUGGACCCGCUGGCCCAGAGAGCCUCUCAGGCUAAGCGUCCGGUUGACCUUGACAUUUCGACCAGGAAAAGCUCAAGGUCGCGACUGAAGGUCGAUUCUGAACUCCCGCAGCCCGCCUCGGGUGGUGUAGAAGUUAGUGACGACGGACUGAGGCCCAGGAGGACUAGGGGUCGUCUCGGUGAAAUUUCCUCGUCGGAGCAGAUGACGGAGGUCACGGAUAAGGUCAAGGUCACUGCCUCAGAGGUCGCCCCUCGCUUCUCGUGCCCGCUGCAGGAUGUGAGCGUCAUGUACGGAUCCCGAGCCACAUUGCAGUGUCGAGUGGAGGGUUACCCCACGCCAGAGCUGGACUGGCUGCUGGGCCAGACAUCUGUAGGUGUGGUUGGGAUUCCUUUUACCUGUGUUAUGGGGCGUGGAUUUUACCUGAAUUAA
Molecule: messenger RNA, 6844 nt
Organism: Aplysia californica (California sea hare)
Lineage: Eukaryota; Metazoa; Mollusca; Gastropoda; Aplysiida; Aplysiidae
Product: serine/arginine repetitive matrix protein 2
Source: RefSeq, a predicted model, not a curated record